Cottoperca gobio is the source of this 1284-nucleotide messenger RNA. It is a transcript of the gene xgb, whose product is annotated as x globin. NCBI's taxonomy places the organism in Eukaryota, Metazoa, Chordata, Actinopteri, Perciformes, Bovichtidae. The coding region runs from base 149 to 754 and encodes 201 amino acids. The transcript has 5 exons. The record is from RefSeq and is a predicted model, not a curated record. Gene Ontology annotation, molecular function: oxygen binding; heme binding.
UGGAGUCGCGCACUUAAACCAGCACAGACCGUUAAACCCGAUGCCAACAACAUCAGGUUUCCUGCCACAAAAUCAAUUAACCCUCGAUUUUUCUUCCUGGAUUGGGGCAACAAAUAUAUACGUCUAUUUCUUUCUUUUUUUAUGAAGAAUGGGCUGCGCAAUAUCAGGUCUGGCAGCAAAAGCAGAGUUUGGAGAGACGACUACAGAAGAUGCUGCUGCUGCUGCUGCUGCUGCGUCUCCCAGCGAGGAUCAGAUUCAGAUGAUCAAGGAGUCUUGGAAAGUUAUCCGGGAUGAUAUAGCCAAAGUUGGGAUUAUUAUGUUUGUCAGGUUGUUUGAGACCCAUCCCGAAUGCAAGGAUGUCUUCUUCCUGUUCCGAGGCGUGGAGGACCUGGAGAGGUUGCGGACCAGCCGGGAGCUCAGGGCACACGGACUACGGGUGAUGUCUUUUAUCGAGAAAAGCGUGGCAAGACUGGACCAGCUGGAGAGACUGGAAGCUCUGGCUCUGGAGCUGGGGAAAAGCCAUUAUCACUACAACGCCCCACCCAAGUACUACAGUUACGUCGGAGCUGAAUUCAUCUGUGCCGUGCGGCCCAUCCUGAAGGAGAACUGGACGUCUGAGCUGGAGGAGGCAUGGAAGACCUUGUUCCAGUUUGUGACCGGCCUAAUGAAGCGGGGAUACGAGGAGGAGAGCAACCGACGCCACCUAGCAACCUCGCCGAAGGAAAGACCAGACAAGAGGAACACGGCGCUAUGAGAAGCUUCUUCUCUCAACCAGACUGUUUCUACCAGUACAGCUCAGAAAUGUGUUCAUGUAUAUAGUGUAUUUACUGUCUCCUUUUCUACAGUGCUCAUGUUUAUCGCAGUCAUUGUUUGCACAAUGAAAGAAAACGAAAAAAAAAACUUGCAGUGACUUUCAACAACGCACUUUAUUUCUGAACUUCGAUCCUGCUGCAGUCCUCUUCCAUGAGGACCUGGGAGCACGAAGAGACAUUACAAAAGGCUGAUAAAAUAUACCGGCUGCAGUUAAACCUGCCUUGUAAUAGUGAUUAACAGAAAUUACAUUAGAAUUACAGCCAAAUGUCUCUGUAUUCAUAACUCAAACAUGCCUUUCAGUAAAAUAUUACUUUUAGCAUAUUGUGUCAUGUCAUCAUUCAGAAAUCUUAUUCAUUUUCAAGUAACCACAUUAACUGAAGAUACACAUUUUAACAAUUUAAAGAUGGCCAGUCUGACAGCUUGGUAUGAAACUGUGGUUCAAAACAAAUUAUCUUCAUUGUACUUCAGGAU